AGACCAUCCACGACAUCCUCAGUCCCCAGGCCGAAACCACAAAUCGAACCCAUCACCUCAGCUCAGCAUACCGAACUUCUUGCCUCACGACGCCAUGAUCGACCCGUCAGUCCCCAUCUCUCGAUCUACGAGCCACAAAUCACAUGGUACUCGGGCGCGCUGAUGCGCAAUUGCUCCAUGCUGAUCGCGGCGCCGGUGUAUAUCUUCGGGGCGGCGUACCUAGUUUCGCCGCUCAUGGGGUGGCAUCUGGUAUGGUGGAGUGGUUCGGCGCACUGCCUGCUGGCGCAAGGUUCGCGGUCAAGGCGGUGUUCGGGUGGUCGUUUAUGUUCCAUGUCAUCCAUGGAAGUAGGCAUUUGAUUUGGGACACGGGCGCCAUGCUUACCAAUAGACAAGUGCAGGUGUCGGGAUGGGUAGAGUUGGGGCUCAGUGUGGUGGCGACAAUGGGGUUGAUGUAUUUGUGA
Capronia coronata CBS 617.96 is the source of this 461-nucleotide messenger RNA. RefSeq lists its product as uncharacterized. The record is from RefSeq and is a predicted model, not a curated record. Gene Ontology annotation, molecular function: electron transfer activity; succinate dehydrogenase activity. Gene Ontology annotation, biological process: mitochondrial electron transport, succinate to ubiquinone; tricarboxylic acid cycle. Gene Ontology annotation, cellular component: membrane. The coding region runs from base 144 to 461 and encodes 105 amino acids. Lineage: Eukaryota; Fungi; Ascomycota; Eurotiomycetes; Chaetothyriales; Herpotrichiellaceae. The transcript has a single exon.